Molecule: messenger RNA, 3805 nt
Organism: Harmonia axyridis
Lineage: Eukaryota; Metazoa; Arthropoda; Insecta; Coleoptera; Coccinellidae
Gene: PIG-N
Product: GPI ethanolamine phosphate transferase 1
Exons: 1
Coding region: 497-3172 (891 amino acids)
Biological process (GO): GPI anchor biosynthetic process
Cellular component (GO): endoplasmic reticulum membrane
Molecular function (GO): mannose-ethanolamine phosphotransferase activity
Source: RefSeq, a predicted model, not a curated record
GGUAAAUGCCUUUCUACGUAGAUGUGUAAAAAACCUUAAAAUCCAAGUGUCGACUUUUGAAGGGCCAGCCUAUGGAAGGUAGAGAUAUGGAUAUCUAUUAUGUCAGAAGUUGUUGAGAAAGUGUCCAGCGAAUAAUCCAAGAAGACGAACCGUUAGUGUAGCUAAAGGGUAACCAAUCCAAGAAGGCGAACAUACUUUCAUCCUUGUUUACUUCUUACUUCCCCAUUAGUACUUUUUGACGUUUUCUAUGAUUUGCUUCUAUGAAAUUGAUUAAUUAAUUUUGUAUUCGGAAUUUAUUCACAAACCUUCACUUAUGGUGAAUUUGUCUCAUUAGACAAAAAAAUUAAGUAUGUAUGUUAGUUAGAAAAACAUCAGCUAGGACCUUGGUGGAUAGAAGAGGAAGACGAUGUAAACAAACAUAACCUUUGAUUUCAAAUUCAAACUUCCUUGAGCAAAUAAUUCAUUUGAAUAAAAUAAGAUUAAGAAACAAUUAAUUAUGCACAAAAAAAUACAAAACGUAGAAAUGUGGAUUACGAAUAACAAAACGAUAAUAACAGUAAUAAUAUUUGGAAUAUUCAUACAUGUUCUAUUGCUAAUAACUGUAUUUGAUACCUACUUCAAAAGUCCUCUUGAACUGGGAAUGGAACCAGUUCGGUCUACCAAAAAACCAACAUCGAAAAGGUUAGUUCUAUUUGUUGCCGAUGGUUUGAGAGCUCAAGCUAUACUAGGCGAAAAUGCAGGUUAUGCACCAUUUCUUACUUCUAUCAGAAAACAUGAAGGUUCUUGGGGCAUAUCUCACACAAGAGUACCUACAGAAUCACGUCCUGGCCAUGUUGCAAUGCUUGCUGGAAUAUUUGAAGAUCCAAGUGCCAUCUUCAAAGGAUGGAAACAUAAUCCAGUUGAUUUCGAUUCAGUUAUAAAUCAAUCGAGCAAUGCCUGGUGUAUAGGUAGUCCAGACAUUGUAACAAUAUUCAACAAGGAUGGAAGAAACCACAUACACACCCAUGCAUAUAAUGCGGAGAUGCAAGAUUUUGGAAAUAAAGAUACUACUUUGUUGGAUAGAUGGGUUUUUGAUGAAACUUAUUGGAUAUUGAACAAUAAUAAGAACUCUGAAGUAUUUGAACAAUCUGGGAAUAUAUUUUUCUUGCAUUUACUUGGACUAGAUACUGCAGGACAUGCUUUCAAACCAUAUUCUAAGCAAUAUAUUGAUAAUAUUAAUUUUGUUGAUAGUAAUGUAAAAUAUAUGACGAAUUUAUUCAAAAACAAAUUUAAUGAUAAUUUAACUACUUUUCUUUUCACGGCAGACCAUGGAAUGACUAAUUGGGGUUCUCAUGGAUCUGGUUUAGAUCAUGAAACAUUCACACCAAUUAUUGCAUGGGGUUCAGGUAUAAAAAGAAGUAACAUACAAAAAGAUAUCAAUCAAAUUGAUAUAGCUCCUCUGAUUUCUUCUCUAAUUGGAAUAAAUUACCCAACAAAUAAUCUCGGUAGACUUCCUGUUGAAUAUCUGGAUAUAUCUGAAGAAAAGAAAGUACAAUACUUUUUGACCAACAUACAACAAGUUUUCAAAAUUUUCAAUGCAAAAGAACAAAAGAUAGAAAAAGGCACUUUCUUUUACAAACCAUAUAAAUAUAUUUCAGAAUUUAAUUUCGAUAAAAAUUUCACGGAACUUUGGUAUAGUAAUGAAACCUACAAUAGAAUCAUAAAGAAAUGUGAUUCAUUGUUCAAUGAAAUAUUAAAGGCCAUUGACUACUGCCAUAAUUAUUUCAUGAACUACAUCUUAUUUUCAGUUUCUCUGGGAUUGAUAUUCUGGAUGAUAUACCUUUCAACAUUUUUUUUUGAGGAUGAUAGAAAGGAAAUUCAAACAAAUGAAAAUCAAUUUUUGAAGGCAGUCUUCAUUAUUUACAGUAUCUUGGUGUGCUUGAUGUGUUUUUUGCAAUCAUUUUCAUAUCUUUAUUAUAUUUAUUUCCUAUUUCCCAGUUGUAUGUUUUACAUCCUUCUAAGUAAGUUUCAUUUACUCUCUCAGAAUUUCCAUUUAAAUCUCAAUCGCUCUAAAUGCUUGUAUCUAGUUUUUUUUUCCUCAUCCAUCAUUCUCUUCAUUUAUGGUUUCCAGUAUCGUAGUUGUUUUUCUCUUAUGAUGAUUUUCACCUCAUUUUCUAUAUUUAUAAAUAAAGAAAAUAGGGUGCAAAUAAAGAACUCCCUGAAAGCUUCUUGGAUAAUUGUAUGUUUUGUUGUAGGUGUGUUUCCUAUGAUGCCCUUAAUGUUCACAAAAUUUCAAAUUGUUUAUUUUGCAGUGGGCUAUUUCUCAUGGCUGCUUUUUUCUCUUUAUAUAACUUAUAAAGAAUUAAGAGAUUUCAAAUUGAAUUCCUGUAAAUUGAGAAUUCAAAGACGAGUAUUUUAUGUACAAAGUAUUAGUUUCAAUUUUGCGUUUAUAAAUUCCCUCAUCAUUUCUCUAGACUUAUUUGAAAAUAGUAGUAUUCUGAAAUAUUUAUCCUGGUUGUUAUUUUUUGUACCUAUAAUUUGUAUUCCAUUUUCUAUUAAAUUUUUAGAAGUUAGGAUUUUCACCAUAUUUUUAGCUUUUGCUCCUUUCUAUUUGAUGACAACGAUGUCAUAUGAGCUUAUAUUCCUUACUUCAUUCUCCGUUCUCUUAACAUUGUGGAUGAAGAUAGAAAAAAAUUUGAAAGUAAAAUCGAACAAGGAAUUUGAAAAUUUCAGGAGAUGCUUGAUUUUCUUAUCCACAAUUUUGAUUGGAUUUUUUGGAACUGGAAAUAUUGCCAGUCUUAAUUCUUUUGAUCCCAUGUGGGUGAGAUGUUUCCUCACCAUAUUCAAUCCUUUUCUUAUGACUAUUCUGAUAUUUGUUAAACUUAUUUUGCCAUUUUUAUUCUCUGCUUGCGUUUUCAGGGAUAUCGUUCUAAAAUCUGGUAUGAACUUGACUAGUUCCUUUUGUGUAAUUCUGUUAAUUUCAGAUUUAAUGGUAUUUUAUUUUAUGUAUCACAUCAAAAAUGUUGGAUCAUGGUUAGAGAUUGGUAUGAGUCUGUCUCAUUUCAUAGUUGUAGAAUGUUUCACAAUCGGUAUACUUGUUUUGUAUUUUGUUGCUUUUAUUUUUACAAAUAUUGCAUUUAAUAGAAAUAAUUUUUAUUUCAUGACAAAUUGUGAAAAAAGUGAUAAUAAAUAAUAUAUUAUAUUUAUAAUUUUUUUAUGGCUGUUAUGUGAUGAAAUGGAAUGUAGCGUUAUUUAUUGUUGAUUAUUUAGAAUUAUAAAGUGUUAUUGUAGAUAUCAUAGAUUUUUUAUUCCUGGCAAUUUAAAUAAAUGGUAUUAAGGUUGAAGUAUCUACACUUUUAUCAUGGUAUAAAGAUUAAUGUAACCUUUAUACAUUAUCCACGGAAUCUUAACAUUCAUUUGUCAUCAUCAGAAACUAAGAGUUCCAUGAAUAAGAGUGUUGCUACUUCAAUCUAAGUAGAAUGCUGAGUCCACUGUGAACUGUAAAUAUUUGAUAAUGAAUGGUAUACCUGAAGUAAAAUUAUUUUCUAUGCCUAAACAAAUUUCAACAUAUAGUUAAGUCAAAAUCCUAUUCUAUAUAGAAUAUUGCUCUACUUAUCAUUACGUUAGUGGUAUUAGAUUGAUGUUCCUUAACUGCCAUUCCUGCUUGUUCCAGGCUGUUAUUUUUUUUUCUUUGUGAUAUGUACAUUUCAUUAAACACCUAGAAGUGCAAUUAUACAGACAGACAUUUGUCUAAAUUCUUGUCAUGUCUCAAAUAUAAUUCAUAUGGUAAAAUUAGCGUAGAAUAUAAAUCGCAUUUGAUUUUUCA